Rubroshorea leprosula is the source of this 566-nucleotide messenger RNA. The record is from the annotation of a GenBank genome assembly. Lineage: Eukaryota; Viridiplantae; Streptophyta; Magnoliopsida; Malvales; Dipterocarpaceae.
GAAAGAGCAAUUCUUAUACGCUUUCUAAGUUCUAAACAUAGAUCUUGUUUAUGGCUUCUUGGAAAAAGACUAUUACCACUCCUUUUAGAAAAGCUUGUACCUUUUUCAAUCAACAACCCAGGGAUAAGAAAUCAUCCCAGCAAGAACAUGAGAAGAGAGUGAUGGAUCUGCAUGGGGAGGUGAUGGCAUGUGGGUAUGAGGAUGUGCAAGUGAUGUGGUCGAUUCUUGACAAAUCCAGGUCCACACCCUGCAACAUGACCUCAUGAUCGUGGCUAAUUAAGGUACAUCAGGGCAUUGAAUUCUGGAUAAUGGGUCUGUAGAUAUGAUGUGCCAAGUUUAGAUAUUUGCUUGCUACAUGGAGGCUCAAGUACUGGGAUGUGGCAGCAAGACUAGAAUCAAGAAAAAAAUCCAUGGCAGAUGUUUCUUUUCUUUCUUUCUUUUUUUUUUUGUUUUUGGCUUUUUGUUGGGGCGGGGAGGGGGGUGUUAAGAUGCCCAUCUGGUGUUUCAGUGAUGGUGGCAGAUGAAGUUUGUAAUUUCUGGAGUCUUAAUUAAUUAAGACUUUGUUA